This is a messenger RNA of Hyaena hyaena (striped hyena), 2873 nucleotides long. It is a transcript of the gene DSC1, whose product is annotated as desmocollin 1. The transcript has 16 exons. The record is from RefSeq and is a predicted model, not a curated record. Gene Ontology annotation, biological process: homophilic cell-cell adhesion. Gene Ontology annotation, molecular function: calcium ion binding. NCBI's taxonomy places the organism in Eukaryota, Metazoa, Chordata, Mammalia, Carnivora, Hyaenidae. The coding region runs from base 1 to 2691 and encodes 896 amino acids. Gene Ontology annotation, cellular component: desmosome; plasma membrane.
AUGGCUGUGGCCUCUGCUGCCCCAGGGAGCAUCUUCUGUAAGCAGCUCCUUUUCUGUCUCCUGGUUGUAAUAUUAUCUUGCGAUGCUUGCCAGAAAAUUUCUCUUCAAGUUCCUUCUCAUCUUCAGGCUGAAACACUUGUAGGCAAAGUGAAUCCAAAAGAAUGCUUCCAGUCAGCCCACUUAAUCUGGUCAAGUGACCCGGACUUCAGAAUUCUAGAAGAUGGCUCCAUUUACACAACACACGACCUCAUUUUGUCUUCUGAACGGAGGAGCUUUUACGUUUUUCUUUCAGAUGACCAGAGGCAGGAACAGAAAGAGAUAGAAAUUGUACUGGAUGUGAAAGAAAAGAAGAUUCCCAAGAAGAGACACACCAAAGACGCAGUUCUCAAACGCAGCAAGAGACGAUGGGCCCCUAUUCCCUGUUCACUGAUGGAGAACUCAUUAGGUCCAUUUCCGCAACAUGUUCAGCAGGUCCAAUCUGAUGCGGCACAGAACUACACCAUCUUUUACUCCAUAAGUGGACCAGGCGUGGACAAAGAGCCCUUCAAUCUGUUCUACAUAGAUAAGGACACAGGAGAUAUCUUUUGUACACGAAGUAUAGACCGUGAACAAUAUGAACAGUUUCCACUCUAUGCCUAUGCCACCACUGCAGACGGCUACGCACCCGAGUACCCGCUCCCCUUGCUAUUCAAAGUUGAAGAUGAUAACGAUAAUGCUCCAUAUUUUGAAAACAAAGUGACUAUCUUCAGUGUGCCUGAAAAUUGUCGAACUGGAACUUCAGUGGGACAAGUGACUGCCAUAGACCACGAUGAACCUGACACUCUACAUACUCGCCUGAAAUAUAAAAUCUUACAGCAGAUCCCAGAUCAUCCAAAGCAUUUCUCCAUACAUCCAGAUACAGGUGUCAUCACCACAACUACACCUUUACUGGAUAGAGAAAAAUGUGAUACAUACCAGUUAAUAAUGGAGGUGCGAGACAUGGGGGGCCAACCUUUUGGUUUAUUUAAUACAGGAACAAUUACAAUUUCACUUGAGGAUGAAAAUGACAAUUCACCAUAUUUUACGGAAACAUCUUAUUUUACAGAAGUAGAAGAAAACAGAAUUGAUGUCGAGAUUUUACGAAUGGCGGUACAUGACCAGGACUUACCAAACACUCCUCACUCAAAGGCUGUAUAUACAAUCCUACAAGGAAAUGAAAAUGGAAACUUCAAAAUUAGCACAGACCCCAAUACAAAUGAAGCAGUCUUGUGUGUUGUCAAGCCAUUGAACUACGAAGUCCAUCGUGAGGUUGUUUUGCAAAUUGGUGUGCUUAAUGAAGUACAAUUUGCUAAAGCAGCAAAUUCAAAACCUCCUACUAUGUGCACUACAACUGUCACUGUUAAAAUUAAAGACAGUGAUGAGGGCCCUGAAUGCCAACCACCGGUAAAAAUUCUUCAGAGUACAGAUGGCCUCCCAAUUGGAAAAGAACUCCAUGGAUACAAAGCGUUGGAUCCAGAAACUCGCAGUGGUGAAGGCUUAAGGUAUAAGAAGAUAGGAGAUGAAGAUAACUGGUUUGAAAUUAAUGAAAACACUGGUGACUUGAGAACUAUAAAAGUGCUAGAUAGAGAAUCAAAAUUUGUCAAAAACAACCAAUACAAUGUUUCCGUGGUUGCAAUGGAUGCAGCUGGCAGAUCUUGCACGGGAACCCUGGUAGUUCAUUUGGAAGAUAAUAACGAUCAUGCACCACAGAUUGAUAAUGAAGUGACAAUUUGCCAGCAUGCUAAGGAUUAUGCUGUUCUCGAACCUGUAGAUCCAGAUGGACCUGAGAAUGGUCCACCUUUUGAAUUCUUUCUGGAUAAUUCUGCCAACAAACUUUGGAAUUUAGAAACAAGGGAUGGUAAAACUGCAAUUCUUCAUCAGCGGCAAAUUCUUGACUAUAACUAUUAUACUGUGCCUAUUAUAAUAAAAGACAGACAUGGUUUAGAUGCAAAACACAUGUUAAAAGUGAGAGUAUGUGACUGUACGACCCCAUCUGACUGUAAGAUGAAUGUCAAAAAUGUGAGAGAUUUUAAGCCAUCAAACGUGAUACUUGGAAGAUGGGCUAUUCUUGCCAUGGUGCUGGGUUCUGCAUUGCUGUCAUGUAUUCUGUUUACUUGUUUCUGUGUUACCGCUAAAAGAACAGUAAAGAAAUGUUUUCCAGAUGUAGCCCAGCAAAAUUUAAUUGUGUCAAAUACUGAAGGACCUGGAGAAGAAGUGACGGAAGCAAAUAUUAGACUGCCCACACAGACCUCCAACAUCUGUGACACAAGCAUGUCUGGUGGCACUCUUGGUGGCCAGGGAGUCAAAACACAGCAAAGCUUUGAGAUGGUCAAAGGCGGCUACACUUUGGAUUCCAGCAAAGGAGGUGGACAUCAGACCUUGGAAUCUGUCAAGGGAGCAGGACAGGGAGUGACGGACACUGGCAGAUACACGUACACUGACUGGCACAGCUUCACCCAACCCCGGCUUGGCGAAAAGGUGUAUCUGUGUGGACAAGAUGAGGAGCAUAAACACUCUGAAGACUACGUUCGUUCGUAUAACUACGAAGGAAAAGGGUCUGUGGCGGGCUCUGUGGGCUGCUGCAGUGAUCGGCAGGAGGAAGAAGGGCUUGAGUUUCUUGAUCAUCUGGAACCCAAAUUUAGGACGCUAGCAAAGACGUGUGUCAAGAAAUAAAUGUAUGUUUUAAUGGAGAAACAUCUACAAAUGCAUACGCAGGGGCUUAGUGAAUGUAAAAUGAUAGCAGCAUCUGCUAAUAUGUUUGUUUCUUGGAGGAAAAUUUCAAGUCAUGUAUAGAUAAGGAUACUAUAAAUACGAAACUCCCCUAAAUUCUCCCCGUCUGAUAUAACUUCCAUGUU